This is a messenger RNA of Hordeum vulgare subsp. vulgare (domesticated barley), 1377 nucleotides long. RefSeq names its product transcription factor PHYTOCHROME INTERACTING FACTOR-LIKE 13-like. The transcript has 5 exons. The record is from RefSeq and is a predicted model, not a curated record. NCBI's taxonomy places the organism in Eukaryota, Viridiplantae, Streptophyta, Magnoliopsida, Poales, Poaceae. Gene Ontology annotation, molecular function: protein dimerization activity. The coding region runs from base 254 to 1279 and encodes 341 amino acids. Gene Ontology annotation, cellular component: nucleus.
CAGCACUAUGUGCUGCUGCUACUGUAUUAGUGUACUUCUGAAGCUCUGAACCCACCCAAGUUGGCUUGAUAAAAAGCCCAGUCGUUGCAACUCGCCGCUCCAUCCAUCCUGCUGCUCGUUAAUUAGAGGGGUAGAAACAGAGAGCCGCAGGUGUGUGCUGAUCAGCUCGAGGCUCUGUACACCAUCUACAGAAAAAUUCAGAAGCAGCUACCUUAUUAGCGGGUGAGCGAGGCGUGUCUCAUACUGAGGAACAAUGAACCAACAGUUCGUCCCAGCAGACUGGAGCGGCAACAUGGGGGACGCCCUGCCGCCAUUAAGCGGCGAAGACGGCGGCCUCGUCGAGCUGCUGCGGUGCAGCGGCCACGUCGUCAUGCAGAGCCAGGCGGUGCGCGAGCUGGAGGCAACGCCGUGGUUCCAGUAUCCCAUCGACGACUCGCUGGAGGAGAAGGACCUCUUCUCGGAGAUCUUUGGCAGAAUGCCGGCGGAUGGCGCAGGCACGCCGUGGAAGGAGGAGGAUCAGGAGCGCGGCGCCGCGGACGCGGUGACCGCGCUCCGAAGCGUGUUGAUGCCGCCGCCGCUGCUGCUGACGGACAAAGCAGGGUUGCACGGCCACGGCCCGCCAGUUUCAGAGGCCGGCGAGUCCUCGGUGGUCACAAUGGCAUUCGGGAGGCCCUGCGGCGGGAGCAACGAGGCCCAGACGCCCCACGUUUCGGAUGCCGCCGGCGACGACAGAGUGCUGCUGCCGUUGAGCAGCAAGGAGGCCAGGGACGCGAGGUCCUACCACAGCGCGUCGGCGACGUUGACCACGUCGUCGGCGUGGUCGAGGCCUUCCGGCGCCAGCAAGCGGAAGCAGUGUGAUGGCGCCGAGAGCCCCGGUGAGGUUAUGCAGCAUGACGUUGAGUCGGAGUCCGCAAACGUGACGUGCGAGACGGCGCAGAAGCCAGCGACAGCCAAACGGCGGCGCGCCGCCCAAGUGCACAACCUCUCGGAGAGGAGGAGGAGGGACAGGAUCAACGAGAAGAUGAGGGCCCUGCAAGAACUCGUACCCCACUGCAACAAAACGGACAAGGCGUCGAUGCUGGACGAGGCCAUCGAGUACCUCAAAUCGCUGCAGCUGCAGCUGCAGGUGAUGUGGGCUAUGGGCGGCCGCAUGGCGCCGGCGCCGGUGAUGUUCCCGGCGGGCGCCCACCAGUACAUGCAGCGGAUGGCCACCAUUAGUUCCAAGAUGCCGCCAUUCAGGACUUGCGUGUACAGUUCAAAUUACCCAGAAUCGAGUUAAGAGAUUUUCUUCGUGAUCGGUUUACUUGAUUGUCUGUUUAGACAAGUUUGGUGUACUGUAUUUUAUUCAAAAGAAUAAUACUACUCUUUUAAUUCUUA